GAAAGGAGAGAGAGAGAGAGAGAGAACCAAAUUCUUCCAACCAACUGGGGAUAACCAGAACUAAGCUCAGAGAAGCAAAUAACCACUACUUUGAGUACACUCGCAAUAUUCUUCCGGGUAUUACACGCAGGCGCACACAAAAUCCGAAUCCAUAAAAUUCAGUGAGUAGCAUUCAACCACCACACACACGAAUUCGAAUCGGUACUCAGCACAAUUUGCAUAAAGCAGCAUCUUUUCAAUUUUCCGGCGAGUUCCGACCAGCUCUAGCCGGAAGAAGAGAGGUGGUGUUUCCACGAUAUUCGACUUUCUAUAUUCGUUGGGCGAGUUUCUUACAUAUGAACUUUGGGAUAAUCUUGCAAAAAUGAGCAAUGGUUCGAAUAAACAAGAAAAUUAUCAAGAAAAGCAAUUUUCGAGGGAUGACAUAAUAGGUAGCGAGUUAUGGACUGACGGGCUGAUAUUUGCUUUCGAAUUUAUAAGAGGGAGCAGAAAUUACUGGACACCGAUCGGUUGGAAUAGGAUUUCCGAACUCCUUCAUAAGGUGGAAGUUGACUGUGACUCUGUUUGGGGCUCUCAACAGCCUAUUGAAACAGACGACGACGAAAAUGAUGAUUUGACGGUUGCGGAUGUGGCGACUCCCUACUGGGAAUGCCCUGUGGGGCCCACUUGGUGGUGCCACGUAGACGCAAGUCACCCUUGUAUAGUAUCGUGGUUGAGCAAUGCACAGUGGUUACAUCCUGCAAUCGGUGUUGCGUUGAGAGAUGAAAGUAAGCUCAUAAGUGAACGUAUGAAGCACCUCCUUUAUGAGGUUCCUGUAAGAGUAGCUGGUGGACUACUGUUUGAGCUGUUAGGACAGUCGGUUGGCGACCCUUUUCUUGAAGAAGACGACAUCCCGGUUGUAAUAAGAUCUUGGCAAGCACAAAAUUUUCUGUUGACUGCAUUGCAUGUGAAAGGUUCUUCAUCAGACAUGAACGUGCUAGGUGUUUCCGAAGUUCAGGAACUGCUUGCAGCUGGAGGUAGUAAUGCACCGCGAACAAGUCACGAGGUGGUCGCUCUUCUUGCUUCUCGCCUUGCCCGCUGGGAUGACAGGUUGUUCCGUAAAUACAUUUUUGGAGCAGCAGAUGAAGUUGAGUUGAAGUUCAUGAACAGGAGAACUCAAGAGGAUAUGCACAUGUUCAGCAUAAUUCUGAACCAAGAAAUUAGAAGACUGUCGACACAGGUAAUAAGGGUAAAAUGGUCAUUACACGCCAGGGAGGAGAUUGUGUUUGAACUUGUCCAACAUGUAAGGGGAGAUGUAGCGAGGAGCCUUCUAGAAGGAAUACGAAAGAGCACAAGGCAAAUGAUACACGAGCAAGAAGCAGUUCGUGGUCGCUUGUUCACAAUACAGGACGCCAUGCAGAAUACUGUUCGUGCGUGGUUGCAGGACCAGAGCCUGAGAGUGCAGCAUAACUUGGGAGUAUUUGGAGGUUGCGGCCUCGUACUUUCGGUUAUUACCGGACUAUGGGGAAUAAAUGUCGAUGGAAUUCCCGGUUCUAAUAAUUCGCCUUACGCAUUUGCAAUUUUUUCGGGUGUACUCUUUUUAAUAGGUGCGGUUCUAAUAGUGAUUGGGUUGAUAUAUUUGGGACUGAAAAAGCCGUUGUUUGAAGAGAGAGCUGAGGUGAGAAAAUUAGAGCUUCAGCAACUUGUGAAGAUGUUUGAGAAGGAAGCCGAGACUCAUGCCCAACUCAGAACAGCAAAUCCCAAGUCUGAAAUCUCUUCGGCUGCUAAACGAAUAUUUGUCGAUGGCGAAAAUGUUGUUAUCAUCAAUUGAAUAAGCUACAUAUCACUCUCUGCAAUUUGAAAUUUUGUGCUUAUAAUUUUCUUAAACAUCUUUUUCAGGUGAAAUUGUUAGCCAUUGUGAUCUCAAUGUUGAAUUUUCCUCUUGUUUUUU
Messenger RNA from Erythranthe guttata (spotted monkey flower), 1927 nucleotides. RefSeq names its product Magnesium transporter CorA-like family protein. NCBI's taxonomy places the organism in Eukaryota, Viridiplantae, Streptophyta, Magnoliopsida, Lamiales, Phrymaceae. The record is from RefSeq and is a predicted model, not a curated record. Gene Ontology annotation, molecular function: metal ion transmembrane transporter activity. Gene Ontology annotation, cellular component: membrane. Gene Ontology annotation, biological process: transmembrane transport; metal ion transport.